AUGGAGUAUCUCAUUCGCUUCGCCCAGGCCCAUGAGUCUUUUCGGCAAUCCGAGAUCCAGGCACUGGCUGACUUGGCGGGCGUGAAACUCGAAUUUCUACACUAUGAUAAGAAUUCCCCAUUCUGCAUAAUACGAGUACCUGAUGAAGCAGCAGCUCGUGCAGUAAUUACCCGAAGCAUAAUAGCCAAGGAUAUCUUCGAGCUUUGGGGCCAAGGCACCAACUUCGAUGAAGUCUACGCCGACGUCCGCAGGCGGACGGAGGAUCGCUGGGCGCAGUACAAGGACUCAUCGUUUCGGUUCACCAUUGACAGCUUCGCAGGAAAGCGCAGCAGUGAAAAGAAGCGCGAGAUCAUCCAGUCGUUUUCCUUCCUGGGGUUCAAGGGCCCCAUUCGCAUGAAGAACCCAGACCAGGAUUUCUGGGUCUUCGAGGACUACGGAUUGGACCUUAACUCUCCCGGUACGCCUCGUCCCGAGGGCCAAGAGCCGAAGAUUAUUUAUUUUGGACGCUGGAUUGCGAAUAGUAGUCGGGAUGUCGUCAAUAAAUAUGACCUCAAGAAGAGGCGCUAUAUUAGCACUACCUCUAUGGAUGCGGAGUUGACGCUCAUAACGGCUAAUAUGGCUCAUGCCGCGCCCGGGAAGCUUUUCUAUGAUCCGUUUGUUGGUACGGGGAGCUUCUUGGUGGCUAUGUCGCAUUUCGGGGCUGAGACGUUCGGAUCGGAUAUCGAUGGACGCAGUUUCCGGGGUAAAGAGAUGAUGGAGAGGGGUGGGACGAUGGGAGUAUUGUCAAACUUUCAGCAGUAUGAUAUGGUCGGCAAAUUUAUGGAUGUCUUUACUUCCGACCUUACCAAUACGCCUUUGCGCUCCGCUCAAUUCUUGGAUGGCAUCAUCUGUGAUCCGCCUUACGGUAUCCGCGAAGGACUCAGGGUUCUUGGGAGACGCGAGGGCCUCAAAAACGAAGAGGUCAUUAUCGAUGGAGUCCCUGCUCACUAUCGACCUGGAUAUAUUGCGCCUAAGAAGCCCUACGGCUUCGAAGCCAUGCUCAACGAUAUUCUCAACUUUGCUGUCAGAACUCUCGUUACGAAUGGACGUCUAGCCAUGUGGAUGCCAACGGCAAACGAUGAGGAGGUUGAAUUGGCGGUUCCGAUGCACCCGAACCUGGAGGGUCUCGUCGACUCAUCACCUAUCGAAGGCUACCAGAAGGACAAGUCUCAGACGUUUCACAAGGCCGGCAAAAGCUGGAUGCUCAGGGAGUGUACGCAGACCAACUGA
Messenger RNA from Aspergillus niger, 1269 nucleotides. RefSeq lists its product as uncharacterized. Lineage: Eukaryota; Fungi; Ascomycota; Eurotiomycetes; Eurotiales; Aspergillaceae. The record is from RefSeq and is a predicted model, not a curated record. The transcript has 4 exons. Gene Ontology annotation, biological process: methylation. Gene Ontology annotation, molecular function: nucleic acid binding. Bases 1 to 1269 code for a protein of 422 amino acids. Gene Ontology annotation, cellular component: cytoplasm.